AUGCAAGAGAUUUAUGGACCUCAGCCGUUGAAGCCACUCAAUACGGUGAUGAGACAUGGAUUUGAAGAGCAAUACCAAAGUGAGCAGCUCUUGCAAUCACUCGCAAACGAUUUCAUAUUCUACUUUGAUAACAAACGGCACAGAACUAAUGGGAACCCGAUUCUUGAAGAGGAGAAACAACGGGAUAUAAGUCGUUACUACCAGCCGAUCACCGAUUGGAAAAUUAUGAAAGAUCGUCAAAAGACGGUAAGUGCGGCACUUCUAUUAUGUUUAAAUUUGGGUGUGGACCCCCCAGACGUUAUGAAAACACAUCCAUGUGCCAGGGUAGAAGCAUGGGUUGAUCCUUUAAAUUUCCAGGAUUCAAAGAAAGCCAUAGAACAAAUUGGUAAGAAUCUACAGGCACAAUACGAAACCCUGUCCUUGAGAACACGCUAUAAGCAGAGUUUGGAUCCGUGUGUGGAGGAUGUAAAACGGUUUUGCAACUCAUUGAGAAGAACUUCUAAAGAGGAUAGGAUUCUUUUCCAUUACAAUGGACACGGGGUGCCCAAGCCUACAAAAUCAGGUGAAAUAUGGGUUUUUAAUAGGGGAUAUACUCAAUAUAUCCCCGUAUCAUUGUAUGACUUGCAAACCUGGUUAGGUGCGCCAUGCAUAUUCGUCUAUGAUUGCAACAGUGCCGAAAAUAUAUUGAUCAAUUUCCAGAAGUUUGUACAAAAGAGAAUCAAAGACGAUGAAGAUGGAAAUCACGAUGUGGCUGCACCAUCACCAACUUCAGCUUAUCAAGACUGCUUCCAAUUAGCUUCUUGCACAUCGGAUGAGCUUUUACUCAUGAGCCCUGAACUGCCCGCAGAUUUGUUCAGUUGUUGUUUGACUUGUCCAAUAGAGAUUAGUAUCCGUAUCUUUCUCAUGCAAUCGCCUUUGAAGGAUUCCAAGUAUAAGAUUUUCUUUGAGAACGCUACCUCGAAGCAAUCGUUUGGUGAUAGUAAGAAUUCCUUUAAGUCUAAAAUACCCAACGUUAAUAUUCCUGGCAUGCUGUCAGAUAGAAGAACACCAUUAGGAGAAUUAAAUUGGAUUUUUACGGCGAUAACGGAUACCAUUGCAUGGACCUCCCUUCCUCGACCACUUUUCAAAAAGUUAUUCAGACAUGACUUAAUGAUUGCUGCGCUUUUCAGAAAUUUUCUUCUAGCCAAAAGGAUAAUGCCGUGGUACAAUUGUCAUCCUGUGUCUGAUCCAGAAUUACCAGAUAGUAUAACUACACAUCCAAUGUGGAAAUCUUGGGAUUUGGCCAUGGAUGAAGUGUUAACUAAGAUAGUCAUUGACCUGAAAAAUGCUCCUCCAGCCACUGUCUUGGAGAGUCAGAUGAUCUUACAACAACAGGAAACUUUGCAAAAUAAUGGCAAUUCUAAAUCAAAUGCUCAAGAUACAAAGGAAGGAAGUAUACAAACACAAUCGAGAUUUGCUGUUGCGAAUUUAAGCACAAUGUCGCUGGUGAAUAAUCCUGCUCUUCAAUCGAGGAAAUCGAUAUCUUUGCAAAGCUCGCAACAGCAGCAGCAGCAGCAGCAGCAGCAGCAGCAGCAAUUCACAGGAUUUUUUGAACAGAAUCUGACUGCUUUUGAAUUGUGGUUGAAAUAUGCUUCAAAUGUGAGGCAUCCACCUGAGCAGCUUCCCAUUGUUUUGCAGGUUCUGCUGUCACAAGUACAUCGUAUACGCGCGUUGGUACUUUUAUCCAGAUUUUUGGAUCUAGGACCAUGGGCAGUAUACCUGUCACUUUCCAUUGGUAUCUUCCCCUACGUAUUGAAAUUAUUACAAAGUCCAGCUCCAGAACUGAAGCCCAUUUUGGUAUUUAUAUGGGCGCGCAUCAUGUCAAUAGACUAUAAGAAUACACAAGGUGAAUUGAUCAAAGAAAAGGGAUAUAUGUAUUUUGUAACGGUAUUGGUGCCUGAUUGGGGAGUUAGUGGUGCUUCGACUACAAACGGCUCAGCUAUGAUAAAUGGCGGGAAUCCAUUAACAAUGACCGCGUCACAGAACAUAAACGGCCCAACAUCAAGAUAUCAUGAUCGCCAGCAAAUUAAUAGGACGUCUAAUCUAGGCCAUAGUAGUUUUCCAUUCUAUCAUUCUAACGACACUACAGAUGAACAAAAGGCCAUGGCUGUGUUUGUGUUGGCAUCAUUCGUUAGAAACUUUCCUCUUGGACAAAAGAAUUGCUUUAGUUUGGAAUUAGUCGACAAACUGUGCUUUUAUAUUGAAAAUUCGGAGAUACCUCUAUUAAGACAGUGGUGUAUUAUUUUACUUGGUUUAUUGUUCGCUGAUAAUCCUCUGAACAGAUUUGUUUGUAUGAACACUGGUGCUGUUGGAAUAUUGUUGAAAUCCUUAAAAGACCCUGUUUCAGAAGUCAGAACUGCUUCCAUAUUUGCAUUAAAACACUUCAUUUCUGGAUUUCAAGAUUCAGAAGUAAUAUUGAGGUUGCAGCAAGAGUUUGAAGAACAGUAUCAGCAAUUACAUUCGCAAUUACAACAUCUUCAGAAUCAGUCGCAUCUUCAACAGCAGCAAUCUCAGCAGCAACAGCAACAUCUUGAACAGCAGCAAAUGAAAAUUGAGAAGCAAAUUCGUCAUUAUCAAGUUAUGCAAAACCAAUUGGAGGUAAUUGAUUUGAGGAAGUUGAAGAGACAAGAAAUUGCCAACCUAAUCUCCAUUCUACCCUUAAUUAAUGAUGGCUCACCAUUGGUCCGUAAGGAACUUAUUAUAUAUUUUUCGCAUAUUGUGAAUCGCUAUUCGAAUUUCUUCAUUGUGGUUGUAUUCAACGACCUGUUAGAAGAAAUAAAACAAGUAGAGAAAACCGAUAUCAAUACCAGAAAUGCUCCUGAUAAGUAUUCAGUCAGUCAUGGUUCGAUUUUCUAUACUGUUUGGAAAUCUCUUCUGAUUUUAGCGGAAGAUCCCUUUUUAGAGAACAAGGAAUUGGCUAAGCAGGUUAUAGAUUAUAUUUUGCUCGAAUUAAGCGUCCAAAAAGAGCUCAGCGGGCCCUUUGCUCUCAUGGAAAAGUUUUUAUCGAAAAGAAGUUCUAAUGCUAACCAAAGUGGUAAAUUUGGUUUCAAUUCUUCACAAGUUCAAUUUGUGAAAAGUUCAUUGAAAUCAUUUUCACCGAAUGGGAAAGUAGAUAAUAAUGCACCCAAAAAAGAAGAACGGCAACAUGAUCCUAAGACAUCACAUCCUAUACAAACUUCUUUAUCUAAGCUUUUCCAAAGUCUUGGUUUCAGCGAAGGGAACAGCGACCGUGAUACUCAAUCAUCAAGCACGCCCAUGAAAUCUAAUACUUCGAAAAAGAGCCCAUCGGGCUUAUUCUUAUUGAACGGUAAUAACAAUCUUUACCCAACUGCCUGUACACCAAGGUUUCGUAAAUAUACUGAACCCCUGAAGAUGCCAUUAAAGAGUACUUUCUUAGACUAUUCGCGUGAAUAUUUUCAAGAACCACAAAUGAAGAAACAAGAGGCAGAUGAACCUGGCAGUGUUGAAUACAAUGCUAGGUUGUGGAGACGUAAUAGGAACGAGACGAUUAUUCAAGAAACACAAGGAGAGAAAAAGUUAUCGAUAUAUGGAAGUUGGUCCAAGAAAUUGAUUAGCUUGAACAAUAAAAGUCAACCAAAAUUGAUGAAGUUUACACAAUUUGAAGACCAGCUUGUUACAGCCGAUGACAGGAGUACGAUUACUGUAUUUGACUGGGAGAAAGGAAAAACUUUGUCUAAAUUUUCCAACGGUACUCCUUUCGGUACGAAAGUCACUGAUCUGAAACUUAUCAACGAGGAUGAUUCCGCUCUUCUAUUGACAGGGUCAUCGGAUGGUGUUAUCAAAAUAUAUAGGAACUUCCAAGACGUUGAUGCUUUUGAAAUUGUAUCUGCUUGGAGAGGUUUAACCGAUAUGCUAUUAACUCCUAGAUCUACAGGUUUAUUGACCGAGUGGUUACAGAUUAGAGGUUCUCUAUUAACUACUGGCGAUGUAAAGGUCAUUCGCGUUUGGGAUGCGCAUACGGAGACCGUAGAAGUAGAUAUUCCGGCAAAAACAUCCUCUUUAAUUACAUCACUUACAGCUGAUCAGUUGGCUGGUAAUAUUUUUGUAGCAGGUUUUGCAGAUGGUUCCUUAAGAGUGUAUGAUCGUCGUCUAGAUCCAAGAGAUUCGAUGAUACGUCGCUGGAGGGCUGGAAAUGAGAAACAGGGUGUUUGGAUCAACAAUGUUCACUUACAAAGGGGUGGUUACAGAGAAUUGAUUAGUGGGGCUACCAACGGCGUUGUUGAGUUAUGGGAUAUAAGAUCCGAGGAUCCAGUGCAAUCGUUUGUUGAUCAAAAUGUUACACCUCAGUAUGGUUCUCAACUAAAACCAACUACAAUGACAUGUAUGCAAGUCCAUGAACAUGCACCUAUCAUUGCGACAGGUACUAAACAAAUCAAAAUAUGGACAACGUCUGGUGAUCUUCUAAAUUCUUUCAAAAACACGCAUAACAAUGGGGUCACUAGUACAUUAGCUGCUACUGGUAUUCCGACAUCUUUAUCAUACUCUUCAACUUCAGACGCAUUUUUAUCUUCAAUGGCUUUCCACCCUCAUAGAAUGAUGAUUGCUGCUACAAACUCUCACGAUUCCAUUGUGAAUAUUUACAAGUGCGAAGAUGAAAGAACCGAUUAUUUUUAA
This is a messenger RNA of Saccharomyces kudriavzevii IFO 1802, 4674 nucleotides long. It is a transcript of the gene KOG1, whose product is annotated as ubiquitin-binding TORC1 subunit KOG1. NCBI's taxonomy places the organism in Eukaryota, Fungi, Ascomycota, Saccharomycetes, Saccharomycetales, Saccharomycetaceae. Bases 1 to 4674 code for a protein of 1557 amino acids. The transcript has a single exon. Gene Ontology annotation, molecular function: protein binding; protein-macromolecule adaptor activity. Gene Ontology annotation, cellular component: cytoplasm; TORC1 complex. The record is from RefSeq and is a predicted model, not a curated record. Gene Ontology annotation, biological process: cellular response to starvation; TOR signaling; positive regulation of cell growth.